Molecule: messenger RNA, 3078 nt
Organism: Glarea lozoyensis ATCC 20868
Lineage: Eukaryota; Fungi; Ascomycota; Leotiomycetes; Helotiales; Helotiaceae
Product: Zn-dependent exopeptidase
Exons: 1
Coding region: 1-3078 (1025 amino acids)
Biological process (GO): proteolysis
Molecular function (GO): metalloexopeptidase activity
Source: RefSeq, a predicted model, not a curated record
AUGAAGUGCCCCGCGCCAUUUUCAUUCGUACCUAUGGCAGUGACCUUUGUUACUGUCAUAGUGUAUCUGGGAGUCUUCAUUCCUCUCCUCAUCGUACACGAAACCGUCCCUUCCGCUCCCUCAGACCCUACGCUCUAUCGCGGACUCAACCUUACCGAAGCCUGGCUCGACCUUACACAGUUGACCGAUGGCUACCACCCUUUCAACAGCAGGAGGAACGAUGAAAUACGAAAUUGGAUUAUGCAGAGAGUGGAAAGCAUAUUGGACAGUAACCAUGUCAGUUGGGAUUCAGAGACCAGUAGUGGGGGCACCAAGCAAGUUGAUGCCGCGUUGAUGGGUACGGAGGAGAGGACAUAUCAACCUGAGUCUGGCACCUUUGAACCUGCGGUCGAGCGAGUGCGAAAGCGAGCUGCUGUUCCUGCAGUGACAAUCUUCAACGAUCUUCAAGCGAAUUACACGAGUACCGCCCUCACGAGAAUCGGUGCCAGCGGCAGACGAAACGGAAUAAGUACAUAUUUCGAAGGAAGCAAUGUCAUUGUGUACAUACGGGGCACGGAAGACGAGGAAGGAAAGUGGUGGAAUACGUCUGACUUUCGCUCGCUCAAAAUGCAUGGUAGAGGUGGUGUAAUGGUCAACGCUCAUUUCGACAGCGUUUCAACUGGUUUUGGAGCUACUGAUGAUGGUGUUGGUGUUAUCACGGCAUUGCAGCUUAUCAAAUACUUUACCACUCCUGGAAAUACGCCCAAGAAGGGUGUGGUCGCCUUGUUCAACAACGGUGAAGAGGAUGGGCUUUAUGGAGCGAAAGCUUUUCUGUCCCAUCCGAUGGCUAAGUUCGUUCAUACUUUCCUGAACCUUGAAGGUGCCGGAGCGGGAGGUCGAGCUACCCUUUUCCGUAGCACAGACACAGAAGUCACUCGUGCUUAUGCAUCGUCCCGUCACCCCUUUGGAACUGUCGUCAGCGCCGAUGGGUUCUCGUUGGGAUUUGUUAGAAGUGAGACGGACUAUGUUAUCUUCCGCGCCGAAGGUUAUCGUGGACUUGAUGUUGCCUUUUGGGAACCAAGAGCUAGAUAUCACACCAAUCAGGAUGACACGAAGCAUACUUCCAAGGACUCUCUAUGGCACAUGCUAUCGGCUUCCGUGGAAACUAUGAGAUAUCUGACAUCGGAUGUCAGCAGUACAUUUACCGGUCCUCGUGGGGAUGGUGCAAAUGGAAAAGUCAAAAACGGCCGUGGAUCUGACGGAGUUUGGUUCGAUCUAUUCGGCAGCUUUUUUGCCGUUUUCGCCCUUCGAACACUUUUCGCGUGGUCAUUAACACUAUUGAUCGCUUCUCCACUUAUCUUACUACUUGUCAUAUUCGUCCUGGUUAAGAAGGACAAAUUCUACUUCUUCACUGGAUCAGUCAAACCAGUUGGCCAUGAGAGUGAGGCGGUCUCUUUGAAAGGCUGGCGGGGUGCAUCUAGGUUCCCAAUAGCUCUCAUCGCAGCUGGAGCAGUUACCGUUGGCGCCGCCUUCUUGGUUGUGAAGUAUAACCCACUGAUCAUCUACUCCUCACAAUAUGCAGUUUGGACGAUGUCUUCCAGUUUGUUCUUCUGUGUGUAUUGGUUCCUCAUGGCAGGUGCCAACUUUGUCAGGCCCUCUGCACUACACCGUGGUUACGCUCUCUUGUGGAUGUUCUUGAUCGGAUGGGCUGUGCUGGUUGCAGCUACUGUUUACGAGGACCGAUUCCAUAUUAGCAGUGGCUACAUAUUUGUAUUUUAUGUUGCAUCGAUAUUUCUUGCCAACUUCAUUAGUUUGGUCGAGAUGUUUGCCCUGCCAACAAAAAGCUCGGUUGUUGAUCAAGCACACGACGAACACGAGAUCAGAAAUGGGCUUGAUGUUCUGCCCGGGUCGGAAGGACUCCUGGGGAAUGAUGGUAUCAACGAAAAUCCGGAGGCACCAGAAGAAGCCACAGAAGAGACUCCUCUUGUCGGUAGCGGCGAAAGCCAUCGUUCUUCGAUUGGGCCCACCUUUUCUCGUGCCUACCGAAGACCACUCCCAGACAACAAUGAUGGCGCUCAUGAUGAAUUCCACGAGAAAGGCAAUCAUGCAUUUGGUGAAGAGCAGCAAUGGUCUGCUAGGCUUCCGUCCUGGACGUGGCUUAUUCAAUUCUUGAUUCUUGGGCCAUUCAACCUUAUCGUUGUUGGCCAAGUAGGGUUCCUUCUUGUCACAGCGCUUUGUCAGACGGGCACAGAUGGAGGCCCUCUUUUACUUCCAUACCUCGUGGUGGCUUUAUUCUCGAUCUUCGCACUUCUACCAGUGGCGCCUUUCGCUCACCGAAUCACUCACCAGAUUCCAAACUUUCUAUUCCUGGUCUUCAUUGGUACUCUUGUCUACAACCUCACAGCUUUCCCCUUCUCUGGUCAAAAUCGCUACAAGGCCUACUUUCAACAGACGGUUGAUCUUGACACUGGUAUCAAUCAAGUCACCAUCGCCGGCCUUGAGACAUAUAUUCGAGAGAUCAUUUCCACCGUACCAUCCGCGGCAGGUCAAGAGAUAUCUUGCACCACCCGACCAGAUAUCCGCGACGGUCUGACAUUUUGUUCCUACAACGGUCCUGCACCGAACGUAGUCAACAAUGUGACUCCUGGCGUGCCUCCAGAGAAAGGUUACCAAGACUGGCUCUCCUACAAUAUAACCCGCGUCCCCGGUGAGAACAAAGCAACAUUCCAGAUCUCCGCCCGCGAAAGCAAAGCCUGCGUCAUUCGCUUCGACGACCCCUUCUCUGAAUUCAAAGUCCAAGGCGCAGCCCAAAACAACGAUAAAUGGGCCGACGUGCCCGAAUCAGGUAGUGAUCAGAUCAAACUCUGGCACCGCGACUGGAAUCGCAGCUGGAAGGUCGAUGUCGAGUGGCCGGUUAGCGAUAAUAGACGGAAGGGCGAGGAGGGUAGGAGCGGACGCGUGGUGUGCAUGUGGAGUGAUUUUAAUGAGAGGGGGGUUAUUCCGGCGUUGGAUGAGGUGGAGAGGUUUUCACCUGAGUGGACUAGUGUUGUUAAAUUGAUGGAUGGGCUUGUGGAGGGGGGGAAGAGGUUUGUUGUUUAG